UCCUAAGCGACAGACGGUUUACCUACAAAAAUACUUUUGUAAUUGAGAAGUUUUGUUUUGUUUCGUUUUUCAUAAUUAAUAUAUUCACUAAUCACUGAGAAUCGAUUAGAAUACUUUUAAAUAUGGCUAGUGCAAGCACGGAUGUUGAUUUUAAUAAGAUUGUUAAGCAGGAUCAAACGUUAUGUGCUAUCUGCCACUUUUCUUGGGUUCAAAAAGACGCUAGAUGCCUUCCUUGUAAAGAUAAAGUUCAUAUAUUUUGUUCCGAUUGUCUUAGACAACUGGCGCAUAACGACGAAUCGCACGCCGAAGGGAUACUCUUUUGUCCUGUGUGUAAGAUGGCUCAUAGAUGGACCGAAGAAGGUGUUGCCUCUUUUCCCAGACUGGAUCUAUUUAAUUCGAAUAACGACGACGACGACGACGGGAAUCGACUAAGGAUGAGAUCUAGAACUUUCGUCGACGCUCCACCCAAUCAUACAAGGAGUUAUGUAGAGGAAAUUAUUGUUUCGGUACUAAGAAAUUUACAUAAUCAAGAGAUCCAAAUGAUUCAAAAGAUAAAUGAAACUGCUGCUAAUCAUAUGAAAAAGGUACGAGAACAAAGGCACAAGCUACUAGAAGAGGUUCUAAUGUUCUAUGAUGAGAAGGAAAGUGAAUUAAUCGACAUUAUAAGAGAGUUUGCCGCUUUUGAAAAAUUUUCAAAAAAAGUUGGUGAAACUAAUAAAAAAGUCACAAAAAUGAAAAUAAGAUUAAAUAACAAAGCCAAUUCUUGUUUCCAUAGAAACAUUGAAUUUAUUAAAGAUUCUAGUUUAGCUGAUUUUAGUAUAGGCUUAAAUAAAAAAGAAGAAGAAUUUAAAGUAUCGAAAGAACUUUGCCGAUUACCGACUGGGGGAAGAGUUUGUAAUACUUCAUUCUUUAACGAUACUCUAUACUUAUUAACGGAGAAGUUUGGUGGAAGUUUAUUCUUCUAUAAACUAUUAAGAUAUCAAAUGAAGACAGGGAUCAUAGAAAGUUUACACGAAUGGAAUAAUUCUAUAAAAAUAGAAUAUAAACUGGCGGUAAGUGUUAAUAUUUAUCUAUUAACUGUUGGAGAAAUAAGGGUACAGCGUGUAACGGAGACUGAGGAUGACGAUGGUAAAUUUUCGUGCACUUUUUCAACAUUUUACGACAUAAUGAGAAGAAAGAACGAUACUACCAGUUUUGUACAUAUAAUUGGAUAUGAGAAAGGAAUAGUCCUAUGCUGUCAGGAUUUAGAUAAUAUAUUUACUUUUAAAAAGAUUAAAGACCCCGUUAAACAAAAAUGGAAGAUAAGUUUAAAUCUUCCACUUUUAAAAAUUGUCGACAUGAGAAUAAACUCUUCCCAACUGUUCGCUCUAUUUACGGAAAAUCUUCAUUAUAUCUUUGACCUUAAUUCCGGUAAGAUACUCAACAAACUGAAGACGUCUACUGGCAGUCCUAGAGAAGUUUUGGGUAUUACAAAAUAUAGAUUCUGCACGAAAAUACUCUUCCAAUCCGGAUGUUGUUUAAUUGGUAACGAUUUCGUUCGUUUAAUUGAUAAAACCGAAGAUGGCGUUAGUUCAUGGUCGUAUAAGAAGAUAUUUGAUCUCUAUCAUACUAUAGAAUAUGGAAAAUGUUCCGAAGGAAUUAUAGCAUUUUUAAUACUCGAUAAAUGGAUUAAUACGGUCUAUUUAAAAUAUAUUAAAUGUUAAUAAAGAAUGAAAAUAUUUAAACAAACAAUCGGUUAAUUCUAUAACGAAGUGCCAUUGUAGAUUCUGAAUACUUUACGUCAAAUAUUCAAUAUAUUUUCUAUGUACUUUGCAUAUAUGAAGAUUCUUUAUCAAACAAAUCAAAUAAA
Messenger RNA from Dimorphilus gyrociliatus, 1849 nucleotides. Lineage: Eukaryota; Metazoa; Annelida; Polychaeta; Dinophilidae. The record is from the annotation of a GenBank genome assembly.